CGCUCCGCCUGCCGCCGGGCUGCAGGAACCCCCAUAGCUAAUGUCAGAAGAAAGUGACUCUCUGCGAACCAGCCCCUCUGUGGCCUCACUCUCUGAAAAUGAGCUGCCACUGCCUCCACCUGAGCCUCCCGGCUACGUGUGCUCACUGACAGAAGACUUGGUCACCAAAGCCAGGGAGGAGCUUCAGGAGAAGCCCGAGUGGAGACUCCGGGAUGUGCAGGCCCUUCGAGACAUGGUGCGGAAGGAGUACCCCUACCUGAGCACGUCGCUCGAUGAUGCUUUCCUGUUGCGCUUCCUGCGGGCCCGAAAGUUUGAUUAUGACCGGGCCCUGCAACUGCUGGUCAACUACCAUGGCUGCAGGCGGAACUGGCCGGAGGUCUUCAGCAACCUGAGACCUUCAGCCCUGAAAGAUGUUCUUAACUCUGGAUUCCUCACAGUGCUGCCCCACACGGACCCCAGGGGCUGCCACGUCCUCUGCAUCCGACCAGACAGAUGGAUACCGAGCAACUACCCAAUCACUGAGAACAUCCGAGCCAUAUACUUGACAUUAGAAAAACUCAUUCAGUCUGAAGAGACCCAAGUGAACGGAAUUGUAAUUCUCGCAGACUACAAAGGUGUCAGCUUAUCAAAAGCAUCUCAUUUUGGCCCUUUUAUAGCCAAAAAGGUGAUUGGCAUCCUUCAGGAUGGCUUCCCCAUUCGGAUAAAAGCAGUCCACAUAGUGAACGAACCUCGGAUAUUCAAAGGCAUUUUUGCCAUCAUAAAACCAUUUCUGAAGGAGAAAAUUGCAAACAGGUUCUUUCUCCAUGGGUCUGACCUGAACUCUCUCCAUACAAGCCUUCCAAGGAAUAUCCUCCCCAGAGAGUAUGGGGGCACAGCUGGAGAGCUGGACAUUGCCACCUGGAAUGCGGUGCUGCUGGCAUCAGAGGAUGAUUUUGUAAAAGAGUUCUGCCAGCCUGUGCCUGCCUGUGACAGUUUCCCGGGCCAGCCACUGCUACCCGAAGGACUGAUCUCAGAUGCACAGUGUGAUGAUUCCAUGCGAGCUGUGAAGUCCCAGCUCUACUCCUGCUAUUAGCUCUCUUCUGGGAGAGUCAUCGUGUAUAAUUCCUUCAUUCCUUAGAAACGCACAAGGCUGAAGAUGCCGAGGCCUCAGUCUUGCUCCAUCAUUACGCAGCAACAGAGCUGCCUAUAAAGAUUAAAGGGUGAGCCCACCACAGGCAGACCAUUGGCUAUCUGCAUUAUUCCAGGGAAGACAUGGAAAUUGCCCUGGUGAUUCCCAAAUGUUUGCAACUGCUAGUCUGGAUAAGCUGUCUGUAUCUGUUUCUUACAUAUCUUGGAAGCAACCAGGGUCAGAGUCACUCUGAAGUAACUAGGAGAAGACAAGUGGAUUGAUCAUGACUCUCAAACAAUUUGGUCACAACUCUGAAGCAGUUUGCCAAUCCUGAAAGAUGGCCACACGUGAAACUGUUAAGAGUCUCUUUCCCCAAUAACCCUAGGUGUUGACCUCUGUUGCUCAUCAGCAAGAUUCAAGGUUCAGGCCCUAGCUGUCAUCACUGGACCUAGAAAGCACUAUAAACUGAGCAGUACAAAUACCAGGACCCAGGCAGUAGUUAUAGAUCAAAUUUGGAAGCCAGGUGCUUCAGAGCAUCCCUGGGAUUCCAGGGUUGAAUCUUGCAAUAGAAACUUUUCCCAAACCCAUAAAGCCUUAGCUCUGGUUCUCCAUGGGAUCAUACUGGUCAACUAAAAUACUGGAUUUCCAGACUAUGUGAGUAACACAUUUGGACUAGGAGCCAGGUGUGUAGCUGGACAAGACAUGAACCUCGGCUUUGUCAUUUCUAAAGCAAGCUACAUGGGAUGGUUCUUUGAGGCUGCUGAAAUUGUUAGGUUUUCUGCUUGCAAAGAUGACCACCUAGAGGUGGUUGGGUUUUGGUUUUGUGGUAUGUACACAAACCUUAUGUAAAGGAGCAUCACCAUUUGGCUGUGCCUUUGGUGGUAACCAACUGCCUUUGUAGAAUGAUGGGUGACCUUGAAAGGAAUGGCUUUUGUGAGGCUGACCAAAUCUUGUACAAACCCUUCCACCCUGGAGACACUAGCAAUAUAUCAGAAACAGUCACAGUAAUGGCCAGCUUUGGGCUUCUUCUAUUUUUGUCUCUGGAAACACACUGGGCCAGGUUGUUGCUGGUUUACCUGGGGCCCAGCAGGCUGUCUAGUGUGGAUGAACCAGUUGGCCAGAAUGUUAGUUUUGCAUUUAGGCACUUUAGACACCUGUCAAAAUUUUAGCCUUAACCCAAGCUUUGAGGGAAUUAUCUCCUGGUUUUUGACCUGUUUCCUUUGGUAUUCUUAGGGUAUUAUGAUGUUAAAUAGCGUCAACUACUGUUGGUUGUGUACUUACUAGAGUAAGCAGGCAUUCCAUAGGGCUUACAGAUGUGGCUUUGAGACUCAAAGGUUGGUCAAUUGUUACUAAAUUUCCUAAAACAUCUGCAGAAGUUCUUAAUUGAAACUUACCACAAUAAUGCCAAUUCUGGGGAACAUUCUUUUCACCAUAGAUGCUAAUCCUUGAUCUUUUAGAUCCUGGCUGAGCUUAAGUGCCAAAACACACCUGUCUUGACUGCCCAGAGACCAUUUACUACUAAGUUUGUGCUAUUUGGUUUAGCUCCUGGCAGGUUUUCUGCCUACAGGGAUGACCACUCACACACCUGGAAAAACCAUGAUGGCUCUGAACCCAGCAACCUGGGCAAGAGACUAUAUAUUAACAACAGCUUUCUUAGGUCCUAAAGAGGAAGAGAGCACAAGAAAAAAAGACAAAAGGGCAUUGGUGGCGCACGCCUUUAAUCCCAGCACUCAGGACAGGCUCCAGAGCUACAGAGAAACCCUGUCUUGGGGGGGGGGGGGAGACAAAGGGAAAGAUGAAUUUCUUCCCUGGUUUAAAUCCUGUCACGUGAUUAGCUAGUUCCUUGUUUAGCAAAGGACAGCCAGGCUCACUGGGAAAAAUCUCAGAGCAAAAAGCACCCAGUUUGCUAGGUCUUUCUGAUUAGGCCAAACGGGAGCCAUUCCAUCAAGCCUGAGAGCGUGGGUCUGCUGUCCCCCCAGUUGUUCUGCUGCCUGCUGACUCUAAAGAUCAGUCUUGGCACCUCUGGUUUGAAGCCUCUGAGAGGCCAGGACCUCCUGGUGUAAAAUAAAGCAGCUCGUGCACUGAGCAAGAAGGGCAGCAAAGCUUCAGUUGAGGGGAACACUGGUAGAGGCAUCAAGUGAGCAAGACCUUAGGGGUAAAGUAUCUGACUUUAAAGUUUUAGACAUUUUACAGAUAGCUAAAAAUGAACUUGUCCUAAAAUUCAAGGUUAUAUGGUGUUGGGAGGGAAAAGCUAUAGUGAAAUAGAAGUGGGUCCCAGCUUUAUCUUCCUACUUGGUCUUGAAUGUUCCACUUGGCACCCUUGAUCACUGGACAGAGGCUUGUACACUUAACUCUGAAUCCUGUUCCUAAUUGGUUCUCUGGCCAUAAGGGUACUCUUCUCUGCUUUUUAAAAACAAGGUCAUUUAAGAAUGUAGGUCAAGUAAAUUGGUGCUGCAAUAUGCUAGUGUAGGGAUAUGGGAGUUUUCUUCUCUUGCCCAAGUCCACUACAGACUUCCACUAAAUUCUGAUCCCUGAAACCUAUUGUUCCUUCAUGGAGGGAUACAGAUAAAAUCUACAGCAACAACCAGAAGGGCUGGCUUCACACCUUUGCUUUCUCUGGGCACAGGCCGGUUAAACCACUCUCAUCUCAUCCUAGGUUUGUAAGCACCUCAGGUUACAAGGUUUCUUCAGAAAUGCAGGCAUUCCCUCUGAAUAUCUGGGACAGCCUUACGAUCCAGCAGGCAGUUUGGCGGAUGUCAUUUCAUCCUCAUCAUUCAUGGACCUUGCUUUUUCAUCCGGGCAGCAAUGGCUACACUGCUGUUGUGGCGCUACAAUACCUCAUCUUGAAGUCAUGCACUUCAGGUUUUCCUGUGGAGAUUUCCUUUAGAAAGGAAAACGUUCACUUGAUGUAUGUGUAGCUAUCCUAUGGUCAUGUCAGGCUGCAACACCAAUGGGUUGCUCAGGACAGCCAGCUAUCUUGCUAAGGCGCUCAGUAUUGCCAUCUGUUCACUCUGUAAAUCUCAAGCAAAUUUCUUUCUGCUCUCCCAACUCAGAAAUGCUCAGUUCAAACACAAGAAGCGCCACCAAAUACUUCUCCAUGGGAGCUAGCUCUGCAGGAAGGCUCAGUGUGACUUGCAGUUGGAGACGACUACAUGUUUAUAGGUUUUCGAUUACUUGGGGUUCUGUGUGUGUGUUUUCAAUCUCUCUGGAGGCUUUUUCCAUUAGGCAGUUAAGUGGUGGCUGCUUUGGAGUCUCCUGGAUGUGCCUCGGCUUCUUGGCAUAGCACACAGGAACCCAACUGGUAAAUACUUGAAACUUCCCAGUGGCCAAGACCUCCAAUACUCUUCUGACCGGUGGGAAUGGGGGUGUUUUUCUGAGCAGUCUAGGUAGGCUACUGUUAGCCCGUGGUCAUGUUCCUUACUUCAAACUGAAAUUCAGUUUGACUUUGAGUUUAGGCACAUGUGGUGGAUUCAUCUACUUCAGUGUUUGUUUUGACCAAAAGUUUAUUUUUCUAGUGCAUUUUUCUAAGUGGUGAAAAUAUGUAAUUUUAGUAUGCAUGACUGGAUCUCCAACAAUAAAAAUCUCUGAAAGGC
This is a messenger RNA of Myodes glareolus (Bank vole), 4701 nucleotides long. RefSeq names its product alpha tocopherol transfer protein like (gene Ttpal). The record is from RefSeq and is a predicted model, not a curated record. Gene Ontology annotation, cellular component: membrane. Gene Ontology annotation, molecular function: phosphatidylinositol bisphosphate binding. NCBI's taxonomy places the organism in Eukaryota, Metazoa, Chordata, Mammalia, Rodentia, Cricetidae.